Ruditapes philippinarum (Manila clam) is the source of this 1651-nucleotide messenger RNA. RefSeq names its product lim and transglutaminase domain protein ltd-1-like. Bases 314 to 1165 code for a protein of 283 amino acids. The record is from RefSeq and is a predicted model, not a curated record. The transcript is spliced from 3 exons. NCBI's taxonomy places the organism in Eukaryota, Metazoa, Mollusca, Bivalvia, Venerida, Veneridae.
CUCCUGCUUUGCUAUGAACAAGUACUAAUGUUAUCAAAAGGGCAUUUUAAGGUAAAAAUAAACGAUUCUGUUUAUCUUAAAGUAUCAGAUUGAAGAAAUACCGAUAGAUUACCCGAAGGCCGCACCACCUGCAUCUGACCGAGAAGAAAGUGUUUUUUUAGAGGAUAUAUGGUUUCGUGUCGACACCAAUAAUAGCACAUCUAGUGACUAUCGUGGCAUUGAUAACUGGGAUGCAUUUUCUGACGUGACAUCAAUUCUUGAGAGUGACAAAAUUGUGCCGAGUAUUCACGAAUUGUUGGUAAUUGAUGACCAUAUGUGUAAGGCAACGCCUGACUUGCUUGAUUCGUAUGAAAAACUCUUUGAUUACAUAAAUGAUGCCAUUGACAAGGAAAAAUCGUGUGACUUUCCAAAAAUAUUGAAAGCGCGGGCAAUAAUCAAAUGGAUAUCACAGCAAAUUUCGACCAAGGUCAAUGAUGGAUAUGCUGGAACAGAAACUCCCGGAGGCUUGAUUAAUCUUUUGAAGGGUAAACGGAUAAAGUACUCAAACUGCUUUGCAAGGCUCUGUAGACAAGCAGGUCUCAAGUGUGUGAUUAUAACAGGCCUUUGUAAGACAAGUUCUUAUCAACCAGGCGAUAAAUGGGCCUAUCAAAUGACCUGGAAUGCAGUGGAAGUUGAAAACGGUUGGCAAAUUGUGCACCCAUAUUGGAUUUGUAAUCCUGUUGGCAACCACAAGCAAGAUUACUGGAUCAAGAAUGAUGGAGCUGAUCUUGGUGUCAACGCUAACUUUGAAACUUUUCAAGAGCGAUACUUCAUGCCUAAACCUGAAGAAUUCGUCUACGAGUGUUGGGCAUAUAAAACAGAAUGGCAACUUAUAGGAAGUAAUGCUAAUGUAAAAGAUUCGAAUGAGUUCCUUGAAAUGCCUUAUUUUCUUCCUCCAUAUUUUUCUAGUGGUCUUGAGCUUACAAGUGAAAGAAAGUGUCAUUUAAAAAGUGACAAAAAUGGAGUCUGUGUAAUACAGUUUCAUUUUCCGCUGGCAAAGGCUGUCACAUAUCCUUUACAGUAUGAACUUUUAGAAAUGGAAAGUCCCCCCGGUUGUGAGACAGUUGAAUUGUCAUCAAAAACGUAUUUAAUUCAAGAACUGUUGAUGGUUAUAGCUUUGAAAUAAGGUUCUUGCAAAAGGGCGUUUACAAGUUUGUAAUAUAUUGCGGCCCAUACCAAUAUUCCCCACUACGUCUUUGUGAAUUCAAACUCGUGUGUUCUGAAUUACCUGGCAAGCAAACGGUUUUACCAUUGGAAUGCCCACUUACAGGUUGGGGUCCGGGCCCAUACUCAUAUGCAGCCGGUUUAAUCAUUCCUUCCAUUUUUUCUGGACGGAUUCCUGUACGUGUAGGAAAGGAAAUUUGUUUAAUGUUUUACCUUAGCCACAAAGACAACCAAUUUACCAUCAAACUUAGUAAUGCUGAUGCAGGGUCUAUCCGAUGUGAUCGAGGAAACGGUACAGGAAAGAAACUUGUGAUACACGUCACUCUACAGACUGAAGGUGAAUGCGCUUUAUGUAUAUGCAGUGCAGCAAUGUCAAAUAGAGGAGGCAUCGAGGAAAACAUUGUCUGUACCUACCUUUUGUCAACAUUGGUUAAACCAACAGGAAUCA